This is a messenger RNA of Cydia amplana, 1362 nucleotides long. Its product is annotated as arginine/serine-rich coiled-coil protein 2. Lineage: Eukaryota; Metazoa; Arthropoda; Insecta; Lepidoptera; Tortricidae. The coding region runs from base 104 to 1303 and encodes 399 amino acids. The transcript has 12 exons. The record is from RefSeq and is a predicted model, not a curated record.
ACGAAAAUUUUCGACAUUUCGGUAGUGCGUUUGUUAUGUUAAUAUUAUUGUCUAAUAAUCUAUUCUAAGAGUUUGUUACACCUUAGAAGUAAUCUUACGAGACAUGGAUUCUCUGGUAGGCUACGGAAGUGACGAUGAGCACGAAAACGAUCGCUAUGGUGGUCAUCACUCAUCGGGCGCGGGGCGGCGGCGCGAGGACGACACCAACUACGAGGAAGUCAACAUGGACAUGAGCGAGGACUCGCAGCAGGAGUCGGAGCCCGAGCUGCCGCAGGCGGAGCGCCCCAACGACCGGGGCUCCGAUAAGGAUUGGGGAAAUCUACGUAUGUGCGGCAGUUCCCGUGACCGCCGGGAUCGUCGCCGCGAGUCCCCGCGGCGCGACCGCGCACGUGACCGUCGGUCGCCCCGGCGCGAUGACAGAUCUAACAGAUCGGACAGACCGGACCGCAGCCGCGGCCACGAGAGCUCCCGCCGCGGGCUGCUGGGCGACAGACCCGAUGACAGACCUGACAAGCCACCAGCGCUCAUGGACCUGAAGUUCGGGGACGGGGCUCCGGGGCGCUCGCUCGACGCACGAGACGCCGUGUCGCCCAGGUUCGUAGAUCGCGAUCGUCGCGACAGAGACAGAGGAUCGCGAGAGCGCGAGCGUGACAGAGAUAACAGAGAGGGACGUUACAGAGACCGUCGCGAUGACGAUAGAAGGUCCCGCGAGCCGCGCGCGCCCCGCCCCGGGGCCGCCUACCCGCCGCCCCCGCCGCCGCAACAUGGCGCCGGUAGCUCCGGAUACACCGAGCGUCGCGGCGACGGAGACUACAAGCCUUCCUCGUUCAAGGUCAACAGGAAACUGGAUGUUAUGGAGAAAAUGGGUCUGCAGAUCAAGACCCCCGACGGUUCCAUGGCGACGGCGCAGCAGCUGCGAGCGGCGGCGCACGAGCCCGGACACCCCGCCCCGCUCCCCUCCUACUACAACCCGCAGGCCAAUAAAAUACUCGAUCAGGUGGCGAAACGUAAGCUGCUAUGGGCACACAAGAAAGAAGAAAAGUCUGAGGCCGAGAAGGCGGCGCCCUGGACGGGGACGCGGUUCGCGGCCGACCAGGACGGCAAGCAGGCCUCCAAGUUCAUGCGGCUCAUGGGCAUCAGAGACCCUGACGCAGUCAAACAAGAGGUUCCAGAGAAGACCGUAGACCCCAUCAAAAAGCAAGAGGAACUUUUCCAGGCCAUGCAGGCCCAGUACGAGGUCGCGCGCGCCACCACGCACACCAUGCGCGGCGUGGGGCUCGGCUUCCAGCGCGGACAGUACUAGUGCUAGUGCCUAUAGUGAAGGACUGGAUCUUAUGUGAUGAGUGAGCGUUCUAGGAUCAU